GAGAGGGAGACACACGGGGGAGAAGAGGGAGCGAAACAGCGAGCAGACAGAGAGACAGCUGCGGUCCACCGGAGCAGACAGACAGGCAGGCUGCCCGGGAGACAGCGCGUCACCUCGGCUGACCGUCUGUCCCGUCACACGGCCUCACGGCAGCAGAACCACCGGCGAGCAGGAGACAGAGAACCCCUUCCUCCAUCUUUUCUAACAGAGCUUAUUCCACUGGAGAGGACACACAGCCGCAGAGCUUGGACACAUAUGCACACUGAGCUGUGGUCUCAGGUCAGUACGUGGAGGCGGAUUAUCUGACGUGUGUCCGUCCCACACAUGUCAAUCACGAGAUACGUUGUGUCUUUGUCUUCUUCAACACAACGGACGCAACUUAACGUGCACAGGAGCCAGGUGAGGCUGUGCAGACCAGAGUCUUCCUCCUCUUCCUCUUCGUCCUCCUCUUCCUCCACGUCUCGUCUGUGUACCUGCCCAAUAAUGCGAUUAUCAGGCUGCUCCCUGUGUUGCAGGCGCCACAUGAAGUGUCCAUCAAAAUCCAGGUGAUCCCGCCCCACCGGCCUUGAGGAUUAAUUGGCUUCCUUCAUCUAAGCGGAUGCCCUAUUUAUUACAGUUUUCUCACAAAGCCCAUGGAUUUCAUUGAGCGUGUUGGAGAGACUUGAUCACAGAUAUGUCAACAAGGCAUCAGGAUAUUCCCAGUGAAGAAGCACUUCAGUAGAAGACGGGAGUUUUGUGUUUUUAUGACUAUGUUGUAAUAGCACAGGCUCCUCACCUUAUUUUCUCAGGACACCCCCUUUCUGGACUAUUGUAGUAUAGUCUCACUUGAUCGUUUGCUCCAGAUACACGUACAUCUCCUCAGUAUACCCCCCACAUUGUGUCACCAUGUACGGGAGCUCACGUUCCAUCUCAAAGCUGGAUGUUGUGGGAUCCAAUGGGAACGGGUCGGCUUCUGGGAGUCCCGGUCGCUCCCCACGCCUCCCUCGCUCCCCACGCCUCGGACACAGGAGAAACAGCAGCACCAGCUCCACCGGCGGACUAACAGGCUCUGGUAAAACCCUGUCCAUGGAGAAUAUUCAGUCUCUUAACGCCGCCUACGCCACAGGGGGUCCUAUGUACUUCCCGGACACAGUUGAUGACCAGAUCGGGAUUGGGAGUCUGGGCAGUGGGCUUAAUCCCUCGCUGCCCAAAAGCACCAUGACCUUGGGGAGGGCUGGUGCCAGGCUUCCUUAUGGAAUGAGGGCGGCAAUUAUGGGCAGCAGUCCUAAUAUAAACAUUGGAGGUAUGGGUUGUGGAGCGGUCAUGCCUUCUGAUGCUAUAGCAUUUGGAGGAGAGAUGCCAAACCAUCCUCCACAGGCAGCUACUGUUCCCCACUCCAUGAGACAGGUGAGAGACGGAGCCAUGUCGGACCUUCAAACACAACUAAGAGAAGUGCUGAGAGAGAACGAGCUGCUACGCAGAGAACUGGAGGGUAAAGAGUCUAAGCUGAGCUCCUCUAUGAACUCCAUCAAGACGUUUUGGAGUCCAGAGCUGAAGAAAGAGCGGGCACUCAGGAAGGAUGAAGCCACAAAGAUGUCCGUCUGGAAGGAACAGUACAGAGUCGUUCAGGAGGAGACACAGCAUCUUCAGUGCACCAUCCAGGCUUUACAAGAUGAGGUUCGAAUCCAACGCGAUCUCAACCACCUCUUCCAGUCAGACUACUCGGACUCUGGGCACCUCGGAAACCACGCCUUCUCCCCUCAGGACAUGACAGAGGACAACUUCCUGCGUCUCCACGCCGAGUACGAGCGGCAGGUCAAAGAGCUCUUCCUCCUGAGGAAGACGGUGGAGGAAAUGGAGCUGAGGAUAGACACACAGAAACACACCCUGACUGCCAGGGAUGAGUCAAUAAAGAAGUUACUGGAAAUGCUGCAGAGUAAAGGCAUGUCGUCACGGGCAACAGAAGAGGACCACGAACGUACGAGGCGACUGGCCGAUGCUGAGAUGACCAUCCACCAGCUGGAGGGCCUGCUGGAGCGAAAAGACAAGGAGAUGCUACAACUCAGAGAGGAGCUGCACAGGAGAUAUGAAGCAGCUCCAGAGUCGACGAAGACCAAGGCCCUGCAGACAGUCAUCGAGAUGAAGGAUGCAAAGAUCAGCUCGAUGGAGCGUGGCUUGAGGGAGCUGGAGGAGGAGGUGAACAUGCUCAAGUCCAACGGAGCUCUGAGCAGCGAGGAAAGGGAGGAGGAGAUCAAACAGAUGGAGGUCUACAGAUCCCACUCCAAGUUCAUGAAGAACAAGGUUGAGCAGCUGAAGGAGGAUCUAAAUCACAGCCAAUCAGAGAAGGAGGAGCUAAAACAACGAGCCAAUGAGCUUCAACGGGAGGUGUCCGCAAUGGAUCAGGCGAAGCAGGAUCUGAGUCGUAAGGACAGCGACCUGCUGGGUCUCAGGACCAAACUGGAGACCCUGAACAACCAGUUUUCAGACAGCAAGCAACACGUGGACGUUCUCAAGGAGUCUCUCACUGCCAAAGAACAGAGAGCUGCCAUACUGCAGACCGAGGUGGAUGCCCUGCGUCUCCGCCAGGAAGAAAAGGAAUCAUUCCUGUCUAAAAAGAGUCAACAGAUAUCAUCGCUGACGGACGAGAAGAGCACUCAGCAAGGAGAGAUCACCGACCUCAAGGACAUGCUGGACGUCAAGGAACGCAAAGUGAACGUGCUGCAGAAGAAGAUAGAAAACCUCCUGGAUCAGCUGAGGGAUAAAGAGAAACAGCUGGCCGGCCUCAAAGACAGAGUCAAGUCUUUACAGACGGACACGUCCAACACCGACACAGCACUGGGAACACUGGAGGAGGCUCUGGCUGAGAAGGAGCGAAUCAUCGAGCGCUUGAAGGAGCAGCGGGAGAGGGAGGAGAGAGAAAAGGGAGAUGAGAUGGAGUCCAGCAAGAAGGAGCUGAAGGAGUUGAGGGAGAAGGUUUCCCAGCUGCAGGCUGACCUGGCUGACCGUGAGACAUCUGUGUUGGACCUGAAGGAGAAGGCAUCCUCUUUGGCUUCCUCCACCCUAAAGAAGGACAGCAGGCUGAAGAGUCUGGAGAUCAGUCUGGAGCAGAAGAGAGAGGAAUGUGUCAAGCUAGAGAACCAUCUGAAAAAGGCGCAGAGCUUAGCCACAGAGUCAAAAGGUAGCACUGAACUCUCUGAGCGCAUCUCCUGCCUGGAGCAGGAAGUGACCCGGCACAAAGAGGAUGCAGGGAAGGCCCAGACCGAGGUGGAGCGGCUGCUGGAGAUCCUGAGGGAGAUGGAGAAUGAAAAGAAUGACAAGGAGAAAAAGAUCCACGAACUGGAGAGGCAGAUGAAGGACCAGUCUAAAAAGGCGGCCAACCUGAGGCACAAGGAGCAGCAGGAGAAAAGCAAGAACGCCAUGCUGAUGGAGGAGGCCAAGAAGAGAGAGGACAAUCUGAAUGAAAGCUCCCAGCAGAUACAGGACUCCCUCCGUCAUAAAGAGGACCGCAUCGAAGAGCUGGAGGAGGCGCUGAGGGAAAGCGUUCAGAUCACAACAGAGCGGGAGCUGGUGCUCGCCCAGGAGGAGCAUGCACGCGUCCACUCCGAGAAACAGGUGGAGGACCUGCUGGUUGCCAUGGAGAGGGUGAAACAGGAACUGGACGUGAUGAAGGCCAAGCUGUCAUCGACUCAACUCUCACUGGCCGAGAAGGAAGGUCACCUGACCGCCCUGCGGGCCGAGAGGCGGAAGCACCUGGAGGAGGUUCUGGAGAUGAAGCAAGAGGCGCUGCUGGCAGCAAUAAGUGAGAAAGACGCCAACAUCGCCCUGCUGGAGCUCUCCUCGUCCAAGAAGAAGAAAACCCAGGAGGAGGUGGCCUCUCUCAAGAGGGAGAAGGACACUCUGGUUCAGCAGCUCAAACAGCAGACUCAGAACCGGAUGAAGCUGAUGGCGGACAACUACGAGGACGAGCACCUGAAGGUCUCAUCUCCGAACGCAGAGCUGCCCAACAAUCACAAACCCUCCCCUGACCAGAUUCUCUCUCCCCUCCUGGAUCUCAAUCAGAAUCGCAGCAAACUGAAGCUGUACAUCAGUCACCUGACCUCACUGUGUCAGGAGCGGGACCCAAUCAUAUUGCAGGACUUUGCCCCGCCCCCCUCCUAUCACCGCUCAGACUCCGCCACCUGGCACACGCAGCUGCGGAGCAUGACACGGGAACAGUUGGAGGCGGAGUUAGAGCUGUGCGAGAGGGAGGGGGCGGAGCUCCAAGAGUACGCCAAUCAGGUCCUGCAGCAGAUCGCCGACCGAUGCCCCGACAUCUUGGAACAAGUCGUCAACGCCCUGGAGGACAGCUGCUGACACACACACACACACACACACACACACCCACACAGUAAGCCAGCCAGCCCCAAUAAUAUCCCCUGAUAGUAGAUUCUCAGUGUUGGACAUGAAGAUGAAAACGUUCUCUUCACUCAUCUCGUUUUUACAGAUGAAAAAGUGGAUCCACAAAAAAAAAGAAUGAAAUCCAGAUAUAACUGAAAAAUAUUCGUCCACUGCGUCUUCAGUCCACAUUGUAUAUUUUUUACACAAGGGGGGGGUACAGCUAAGGGAAGAUAUUGUUCACCUUUCCACCCUUCUGUGCUUUGUUGGCAUGCUAAUUAAUUGGGAAAUAGUUUUUGAGACGUUAAAAGUUGUUCUUUGGCCGAAGGAGCCUUCACCGCACUUGCGUUUGUGGACACGUCCCAGCGGCCAUCUUGUGUCCUUCCAGGUGAUCAGCAGUUGUAACUUGUAAGUGUGACUUGUAUUUUAUUAAGGAGGAAGGAUAAAAAAAAAAAUCUAACUGUAUUUGAGAGUGAGUUGAGUUUGCCAGGUUGUUUCUGAUGCCAGACUUACACACUGUUGUCACACUGUCCUUUAUUCAGAUACGAGAGUGUGUCUCUUUCAGCUGCCUUUGUUUCUUUACAUCAUUUGCUGCUAUCGUUUUCACCUUUAGUUCCUUUUCUUGUAUUUUUUUUUUCUUCCGUCAGGUAUCUGAUGAAAGGUCCCGGAUCGCAGUGUCUCUUCUUUCCCCGGCUGUUGUGUAAAUUGUAAAGAGAGAAGUUUUAAUUAACAGCUAGGCAGAUUUCAUCAGGGGAACACAACACUUUCAUCUAUUGUCUCACACAACAAACGAAAAGCAUAAAACCACAAUAAAUCUCGCAAUAGUCCCUUUAUGAAAACACACCCGUGUGGAUGGGUUGUGUUUCUUUCUGACCUAAGAAAGCAACACGUUGUGUUGGGUUGUGCGUCCGUGCUGAGCUCAGAUGACCUCACUCACCUCCUGUGACAAUCCCUUAACACGAGGAGACGUCUGGACUCACUCGUUUCCCCUCAUCCAAACACAGUCGGGUUUUCUUUCUCGGGAGGAAGGGAACAUGAAAUAAUUGUUAUAUAUUUUUUUGCUUUUGGUAAUAUAUGAAUAUAUAAAACACUAAUCUUGUUGAAAUUGAAAAUAUUGUCAUCUCUUGGUUGGUAUGUUACAUAAUGUGUCAAGAUAUUUUCCCUUUCUGUGUGUGUGUGAUAUGGAAGAGAGCACAGAUGUGUUGCUGUACGUUGCACCGACUCGCGGCUCCGUGUCCACCAGGAACCUUUCUCAUCACGCUCACUCUCUUGUCCUUGUUGUUUCCUGUGGUAAUGAGACUCGAAUGCAUGUUUCCCACAGCGCUGACAGCCCAAGCAUGGAUUUACACACUUGCAGCACAGAGCACAGGAGGAUCUAAUUGUUUCAAAUUCAUUGAGAAGCUCCUCUGACUAGGGGUGUUUUAGUUUGAGCUGUUUCCCGAUUCAGGGGCCGCAUCCCUCGGAGGAGGAAGACACCUCAAAAAGACAAAUGAAAGACAAUGGGCCUAUGACUCACUAAACGGUCACAAAGCUAACAAGCUAGGUGGCUCCUUUAUGGACUCCGGAGGUCCUCUGAAUGAGGUGGCCCCUGAAUUCGGACACAGCUGUAGUCUCAUUCUGUGCUGAGUACUGAACACAUGACUGGCGUUGGCCACAUGCAACUUGAGCUCUCUUAAAAAAAAAAAAAGUAACACCCGGUGGACACGGAACACAAAGACAGGGAUUUACACAACAUCCUCAAAUCUGAUUUGACACCAAACUCUGAUCAGGAACUUUUCUCCACACCUCAGCAGUGUCUCAAAAAGUCAAAAGCAACAUCAGGAGUUUAAUUUCAAAAGUGUUUUGGGAGGAGGACUCUGGAGUCUGGUGUGGUGUAACAUUUGACACACGAAGGUUGUUUUAUUUUGAAAUGAAACUCAGUCAGAUAUGAGCGUGUUGUCGUAAAUCCAGUGUUUAGUUUUGCGUGUUUUAUACUGAUGAUGUUUUGUCUUUGGGGGUGGUGAAGACUGGAACUCACCGUGACUCUGUCGUGGACUGAAAAUGAAAGAAUGGAAAUAAAAUAUGAAUUUAUCUUUA
Messenger RNA from Limanda limanda (common dab), 6429 nucleotides. Its product is annotated as ELKS/Rab6-interacting/CAST family member 1-like. The coding region runs from base 886 to 4332 and encodes 1148 amino acids. Gene Ontology annotation, cellular component: cytoskeleton of presynaptic active zone. Gene Ontology annotation, biological process: neuromuscular synaptic transmission; regulation of synaptic plasticity; maintenance of presynaptic active zone structure. The record is from RefSeq and is a predicted model, not a curated record. NCBI's taxonomy places the organism in Eukaryota, Metazoa, Chordata, Actinopteri, Pleuronectiformes, Pleuronectidae. Gene Ontology annotation, molecular function: structural constituent of presynaptic active zone. The transcript is spliced from 23 exons.